AUGAGCUCUCUGAAGUCCGGCCUCAAGGGCUUCGGUUUCGGCAAACGCAAAUCCAACGCCGCCAUCCAACCUCAAUCACAACCGGCGAGCACUCCUCCCACUACCUCCAACAACGAUUCGCGGCCCAGCGUCUCGUCCCAGAGCCAGACCCCUCCUCCGGGUGCUCCCCAAAUACCGCCGCCGCAGCUCUACAACCCAGCCCCGCGCCCGGGUAUCCCCCCUCCGACCGAUCCUGCCGCAGCAGUCCCAAUGAACCAUCCAGGAGCUGGCGCGCGACCCCCCAGCUACACGCCCAACUACCCGCCGGGCCCCCCGGGCCCUCUGGGCCGCACGAGCCCUCUGACGAAUCCAGGCCCGACUCGGGCUCCACCGACUCAGAUGGUCGGCGGCCCGCCGCCCAUUACUACGGGCGCCCCUCCGGUUGCUGGGUAUCCGCCGCCAGUUAUGGGUCAUCCUCCUCCACAUCCUGGUGUCCAUCCGGGAGCUCCGCCGGUUACGACUGCUCCUCCGGGAUAUGCUGGCUACCCGCCGCCGGCCCCGCAGCCUGUGGUUGGCCCCGUGGCCCCGUACAACCGGACCAACAAUGCCGCGGAGGUCGAUGGUGACAACAAGAAGAAGGCCCAGCUAAUUGUGGGCAUUGACUUUGGUACCACGUUCUCUGGCGUUGCUUUUGCCUUUAUCACUGGCAACGAAGUCAAGGAAGAUAUCAUCACUGAGUGGCCUGGUGCCGGCUCAUACACAAAACAGAAGAUCCCUACCGUACUUUAUUAUGAUCAGUUCCAGAAGGUCGUCGGCUGGGGCCCGGAUAUCGCUGACGCCCUCGCCCCAACCGGCUAUCCUAAGCCUGGUGUGCAGAAAGUAGAAUGGUUCAAGCUUCAGCUGAUGAUGUCGGGUAACACGUACAUUGAUCCCAUCAACCUGCCCCCCCUGCCGCCCGGCAAGUCCGAAAUCGAUGUCGCCGCAGACUAUCUGUUUAAGCUCCGCCAAGCCAUGCGGCAGUCACUACAGAAGACACUCGGCGAGGUGUUCACCCGUGAGGAGAGAAAUAUAAAGUAUUACCUGACCGUCCCAGCCAUCUGGAACGACGCUGGCAAGGCUGCUACCCGUGCCGCUGCCAUCCAAGCCGGUUUCUUGCGCGACGAAAACGACAAUCGUUUGACUCUGAUCAGCGAACCCGAGGCUGCGGCUCUGUUCUGCUCCAAGACCGGCCUGCUUAACUUAAAGGUUCACGACGCUGUGUUAAUUGUUGACUGCGGUGGUGGUACCGUCGACUUGAUCGCAUACGAAGUCGAAGAUGAGAAUCCGUUCACUGUGUGCGAGUGCACGGCUGGUUCAGGCGACUCUUGCGGUUCGACGGCGCUGAACCGUAAUUUCAGCAAUAUCCUGCGCACCAAGAUCCGCAAGAUGAAGCUACCCGACGGGUCUAAGACGGCUGGCCGUGUGUAUGCCAAGUGCAUUAUGGACUUCGAGAACCGCAUCAAGGCCGAUUUCCGGAAUAACGGUCAGAAGUGGGCUGUCGACGUCGGUAUCGAGGCCGAGUUCCCCGAGGCCGGCAUUGAGGAAGGCUACAUGACCUUCACCAACGAAGAGAUUCUGCAGUGCUUUGAGCCUGUAGUCAACCGUAUCCUGGAACUCGUCCGUAACCAGAUCAUCGCUAUCCAAGCACAAAACCGCACGCUUCAAAACAUCUUGGUCGUCGGUGGUUUCGGUGCGUCCGAAUAUCUGUUCCAGCAGAUCAAGCUGCACGUGCCGCCGCAGUUCCAGUCUAAGGUCGUUCGGCCCAUGGACUCCGUCGCUGCCAUUGUCAAGGGUGCUGUCACCGCUGGUAUUACGGAAAGGUUUAUCACCCAUCGUAUCGCUCGUCGCCACUACCUCAUGGCUACGCUGCAGCCGUUCAAGGAGGGCUAUCAUCCUGAGGCAUACCGUGUGCCGUCGCUAGAUGGAAAGGACCGCUGCAAGUUCACUAGGCAGAUCUUUGUGCACAAGGGUCAGAAGGUCAAGAUUGGCGAGCCGGUCAAGGUGUCGUUCUUCCGGCAGGUCGCUCCCGGCGCUACGCUCAUGUAUGAGGAUAUCCUUUAUGCGUGCGACGAUGAUGUGUGCCCGGAGUACACCAAGGAUCCUAGAAUCAAGGAGGUCGUCACGCUCACAUCGGAUCUGUCGCGUAAGAACCUGGAAAAGGACUUCGAGCGUAUGGACACACCACAGGGCACCUUCUAUCGGGUCUACUUCGACAUUUACUUGACGUUGGACGGCUCUGAGUUCAGUGCCGAGUUGGUAUGCCAGGGCGAGGUCAUGGGACGGUGCAGGGCACGGUUCAGAUAA
Messenger RNA from Thermochaetoides thermophila DSM 1495, 2322 nucleotides. RefSeq lists its product as uncharacterized. The record is from RefSeq and is a predicted model, not a curated record. The coding region runs from base 1 to 2322 and encodes 773 amino acids. Gene Ontology annotation, molecular function: ATP-dependent protein folding chaperone; ATP binding. The transcript is spliced from 4 exons. Lineage: Eukaryota; Fungi; Ascomycota; Sordariomycetes; Sordariales; Chaetomiaceae.